Molecule: messenger RNA, 1020 nt
Organism: Anisakis simplex (herring worm)
Lineage: Eukaryota; Metazoa; Nematoda; Chromadorea; Rhabditida; Anisakidae
Source: the annotation of a GenBank genome assembly
AUGAUCGCAUUGAAUAGUUUAGUCGAAGUGACUGGUACAAUCAAACCAAAGGCGAAUUUCGAUGAUGAAGGUGCGGCGAUUGAACUGGAAAGUGCAAUGCGGGGUUUUGGUUGUGAUCGAAGACGGGUGCUGCGUGUUUUAACGGGCAUUUGUAAUGCGCAACGGCAAUUGAUAAGAACACCAUACGCCAAAAAGUACAAUAAGAAUUUGUAUGAGGAGUUGAAACGUGAGCUUACUGGUGAAUUUGAAGAGGUGAUACUGGGACUUAUGGAUACGCCAACCAAGUAUGAUGCCUUCCAACUGCAUCGAGCCGUUACGGGAGUAGGUACAGCAAAAUCGGUUCUCGUUGAGAUUUUAUCGUCGCGAAGUAAUGACGAAUUGCGACAUGUCAAGAACGAAUAUAAGACACAAUAUCGAACAUCACUCUCGAAAGAUAUUUCGGAUGAUACGAGUGGUGAAUUUCGCGAGAUUCUUUUGGAACUUCUGCAAUGCGAUCGAGAUGAAGGAGAAACAGUUGAUACGGUUAAAGCAAAAGAAGAUUGCUCCAAUAACUACUUUGAAACACCAGGUAUGGGUGGGUCGAUGUUGCAGGAAUCUCAAAUUCUUAUCAAGGGCGAUCGAAAUCGAGUGAGAACGACAUUCAAGAGUGCGUUGACAAGCGAGAAUCCUCGUCAGUUGUGCAGAUUGUUUGCUGAAUAUACAAUUGAAUCGGGUCGCACAAUUGAAGAUGGCAUUGAAGAAUACUUCAACGGUGAUUCAAUGGAGGUAUUGCUCGCGUUAGCUCAAUGCGCUCAAAAUAAAGCAGUUUAUUUCGCGAAUCUUCUUUAUCAUUCAAUGAAGGGUGUCGGAACACGGGAUCGAGAUUUGAUUCGUCUAAUCGUAACGCGUUCUGAGAUUGAUCUUGCUGUAAUUCGAAAAGAAUUCGAACGGCUCUAUAAGAAACCGUUAAUCCGUUGGAUUGAAGGUGAAUGCUCGGGAGCGUAUCGUGAUGCACUUCUCUCGAUUGUCAACGGUAACUGA